CCGUUGUAUCGCGUCACUGCCAUGAUAUUACUUUAUAAUCAUUCCUACCUAGAUCGUAGUCUCGCUCUGUAUGGAGAAUUCAUUGGAAAAUAUGAAGAUUCGACAAUCCCAAUUACAGAUCGGUUUGUUGCGAUCAGACAUAAACUGGGUAUAUGCUCGCAAUCGACAGUAUUUCCCAGUCACCGAUUGUCAGUAACAGCUCGCGUGAAUAGGGGCAUUUGGCCACACGCUUUCAUUGAUUGGAUGAACACCUCAAUAUCAUAUGAACGUUACAUCCUUUUGAUUUGCUCGGUGAAACCAUGCGGUUGGGACCAACGUGAAGCUUUUGGUUAUCAUCACAGUUCUGAGCCAGAACAAGGGCUUUCAAGGGUUUCAACGCUUUAUUCUCACUGUCCAGUAAGUAGUCGCUCCACUGUGCGGCAGCUCAAGGUGUCAUCACUGAGGCAUGUCAGAUUCCAAUAUUGUAGCCCAGACAAUCACAAAAGCACACGAUAG
Messenger RNA from Periconia digitata, 495 nucleotides. The record is from the annotation of a GenBank genome assembly. NCBI's taxonomy places the organism in Eukaryota, Fungi, Ascomycota, Dothideomycetes, Pleosporales, Periconiaceae.